UUUCACUUCCUGCUUUGCUGGCGACACAAAACCUUGUGCAGAGCUUCCUUCCCAGCUGUGCAAGAAUGGAAGCAGAAGCUUUUGAAGAGGAAUUAACUUGUGCUGUGUGUCUCCAUGUGUACCAGGACCCCGUCAUACUGCCCUGUCAGCACAGUUUCUGCUUGAACUGUAUCAACAAUACUUGGAAAGGUGUAAGCAAUAAGUUGGGAGUCAACUGCCCUCAAUGCCGCAGGACAUUCAAACCUAAGCCCCAACUGCAGAAAAACUUCACUUUGCGCAAUAUCGUGGAGAAAUACCACCAGUCCCAAGUUACUGCUGCUGAAUCAACCCCUGUCAUGUGUGAAUACUGCAUGGAGAAUCCAUCUCCAGCUGUGAAGACCUGUCUCAAAUGCGACACCUCAUUUUGUUCCCUGCAUUUAAAGCCACAUUUGGUAAAGAAGACUUACCAGGAUCACAUCCUGAUCGAGCCUCUAGACGACCUUACGAAGAAACAGUGUCUGGAUCAUAAGAAGAUUCUUGAGUUUUACUGCGAGCAGGAUGAACAGUGUGUGUGUAUAUCUUGUACAGUGAUAGGGAAACACAAAUCUCACACUCUCCUGAACCUGGAUCAGGCAGAAGCUAAAGUCAAGGACAAAUUGAAGAAAGAAUGGGGGGAUCAUUGUGAAGUUCAGAACAAAUUUUCAACUGAUCAAGAAGACUUGAAGAAAGCAGAAGAUGAAGUAAAGACACGCUCCAAUGAGCUGAGAGAACAGCUAUCGAAGAAGUUCUCUGAAUGGAGGAAGCAACUGGAAGAAGAUGAAACGUAUGCCAUUAAACUGAUUAACGAUGAGGAGAAUCGAGUGCUCUCUGAUAUUAGGAGCAAAGCAACAUCACUGGAAGAAAAGCUAAAACAGAUUAAAUUAAUACAUAUUGAAACAGAGAAACAACUGAAAAUGGAUUGCCUUUCCUUUCUUCAGGGAUCUAAACAACUCCUUUCCAGAAUUUCACAGAUGAAAAGUGACAUGGGAGCAGUGGAUGAUUGCAAAACAUCAAUUCAGUCGAAAACAUUCGGACUCUCACCUAACCAGGUUUAUGGGCAAAAGUAUUAUGGUGUUGACAAACCUUAUUGGAAUCGAACCAAGAAGAAUGAUGCACAAUACCAGCAAGCCUCAAGAUCUGUUGGCACUCAGAACAUGACUCUGAACCUGUCUAAUGUUUAUCAACUUAUGUGGCAGAGGAUGAACCAAUCUCAGAUGUACCAGUCAGCGGUGCUGGAUAUUAUAAAUGGCUCAGUAUUCAGAGCAGACGAAACUGAAAAUAACCACUGCAAAUGCGGAGAAAUAGGAUUUCGCUGCUCUCGAUGUGCAUUCUUUGUUGACUCUGCGAAGUCUCUCCUUCAGGAGGAGAUUAGAAGGAUGGAAGCCAAAGCUGUGGAAGAGGAGUUGAAUUGUGCUGUGUGUCACCAGGUGCACCAAGACCCUGUCUCUUUGCCCUGCCAACACAGCUUCUGCCGCAAAUGCAUUGAGGAUAUUUGGGCCCAAGAAGUCGGUCAGGAUGGGUUCAGCUGUCCCCAGUGCCAUCAAACUUUCAACCCCAAGCCCACUCUGAAGAGAAGCAUUCCCACUGUCCCCUGUGAUCACUGCAUCGACAGUGUGUCCCCAGCUGUGAAGACCUGUCUGAAAUGUGAAACCUCCUUCUGUUCCUUCCAUUUGAAGCCGCACUUAAUGAAAGAAAACUUCAAGGAUCACAAACUAGUCAACCCUGUGACUGACCUUAUGCUCAGAAAGUGCCCAGACCAUCAGAAAAAUCUUGAGUUCUUCUGUAUAGAUGAUGGAGUUUGUGUAUGUGCCUCAUGUGCAGUUAUUGGCAGACACAGAUCCCAUACAAUGGUGGGUCUGGAUGAGACAGAAGCUAUAAAGAAGAAAGAAAUGAAGAAUGAAGCUGAGAAACUUCAGAUAGUUCACCAGAAUUGUAUUAGCAAGCAGAAAAACUUGGAGAAAUCAGAAGCUGAAAUAAAGACACACGUCAGUGAGCUGAAGGGAAAGCUGUCGAAGAUGUUCUCUGAAAAGAGGAAACAGUUAAACGAAGAUGAAAAGUGCGCACUGAGACUGAUUGAUGAGCGUGAACAUUCUUUGCUCUCUGAGAUUAGUAACAACUCAGCAACAUUGCACUCGAUGGCAGAACAGAUGAGGUUACUCAAUGAGAAAGCUCAGAAUCUAAUGCAAGAAGACAGCAUCUCGUUUAUUCAGAAAUCUGCAGAGCUCCUUCCCAAAGUUGUUGAAACUCAAAAGCUCACUUUUCCAGAUCCUCCAGAACCAGUCUUGAACCUGUCCAAUCUGUCUCAAUUUCUCAAAGAGUGGAUGGAGGAAUCUGAAAAGUCUUACUCAACCAGAGAGAAACUGAGACAAAUGCAUGAAUGUACGGAAUCGACUUGUGGAGAAGGACCAGCUGAACCAGCAAGUGUAGCCCAUACACAGAGAGAAUUGUCACCGUUGACCCUGGAUCCAACUACUGCAAGCAAAAACUUAGUUCUGUCUAAUGAUCUGAGAUCAGUGAUGUACAGUGCGAAAGAACAGCCCCAUGCAAGUAACCCAUCGAGAUUUACAACCUACUCCCAAAUCCUCUGCAACCAGAGCUUUUAUUGCGGACAUCAUUCCUGGGAUGUGGAAAUAGAUGGAAGUUGGUGGGGAAUUGGGAUCACUUAUGGGACCAUACAGAAGACAGGCAGUAAUUCCGAUCUCCGGAGAACACCAAAAGCUUGGUGCUUAUAUCAGAGCAUUAGUACGUUGAAAGCCUGUCAUAAUAACAAGCAUACACCAGUACCACUGAAAUUCUCUAUCAAGAAGAUCCGAGUUUUCUUAGACUACAAUGCAGGAACAGUAUCAUUUUUCCAGGUCACUGACACCCAGACAUGCUUGCACAUAUUUAAAACCACAUUUACUGAGCCUGUGUAUCCAGCGUUCUGCUGUGAGAACAACACCAGGCUACAACUGUUAAAUUAGUUUUGAAUUUUAAGAGUUGUUCAUUUCUUUUAAAAUGUAUUUGUGUGUUGCCCACCAUCACUCACUCACAUUGAGAGCCUUCUAGUGUAAACUGCAUCAGUGUGGUGCUAGAGUCACAAGUUAACCAGACCAGAUGAGAUCUUCCUAGUGAGACCAUCCCUAAAUUACGUGUACUUCAGCUGUGAUAUCCUGGAGCUGAAGUGCUUAGUCAUUAUGAGCCAUGACCCAGUGUUACAUAGAAACGUAGGAACAGAUGCUGGCCAUUCAGCCCCUUGUACCUGUUCCACAAUCAAUGAAAUAUGCUGUCUAAAUCCAUAUACCUGCCAUUAGACCAUACCCCUUCAUACCUUUGCUUAAUAAAAUGAUAUCUAUAUCAGAGUUAAAAAUAACAAUAGAUAUCACAUCAUGUCACUUGUGGAAGAGAAUUCCACUCAUCUCCCACUCCGUGUGUAGCUUCCUAACAUCUUUCCUGAACAGUCUGGCCCUAAUUCUCAGGUGAUGACCCCCUAGGUCUAGAAUCCCCAACCAAUGGAAAUAGUUUAUCAAUCCCAUCUUCUCCUGUUUCACUCAAAUGUGCAUAUGCUUUCCAAAUAACGAUUGGGCCACUC
This is a messenger RNA of Chiloscyllium plagiosum (whitespotted bambooshark), 3589 nucleotides long. Lineage: Eukaryota; Metazoa; Chordata; Chondrichthyes; Orectolobiformes; Hemiscylliidae. The record is from RefSeq and is a predicted model, not a curated record.